AUGGGAGUAGAAGAGGCGGCAGACGCCUAUGGCCGUCGCGAGGGCUACUUCAUCGACCAUCAGUCCCAUGCUUUCAGCUUCAAGGAAGCCCUGAGAAUUCUCCAGCUGAAAGCUACGAGCGGCAUCAUCCACCAGCCAGACCUCACAGCGGCCUCUUUCCCGCUCACCAAAAUCAAGUUCGGCAGCGGGGAUGACCCCGUUGCUUGUCGACGCGCCGAGGAUCUUUGCCGCACAGCGUCCAACAAGCGUCCGAUGCUGUUUCUUUCCGAAUUUUCAUUUGUCAGAGACAGCGACAUUCGACUUGAGCUACCUGAGCUGACGAGCAAUCCGGACGGCGAUGUCGAAGAGUACGUCCGAAUGGUGCGAUCUAGGUUGGCCAGCAACCUCUCUACUCAGUGGCUGCCUCUGAGCCCAACCAAGGUCGAGAAGGAUGAAGGCCUCCAGUUCCCGAAGCACGCAAGCAGAUUGCGAGCGCUGCUCCUCAGAGAACUCGAUUGCGAAAGGGUGCCAGACUCAGGUGAAAGUGUUCUGCUUGACGACCCCGAACACCCCUCUAUCCUGGGUCAGCUGCCGAACACAUACGUCAAUGGGCAUAGAUCUCACUCUCAGCGCAGCACACCACCUCUCACGCCAUUGGCUGAGGAGGCCGGUCCUUACAUACCGAGUACAGAGGCUUGUCAGAUUGACUUCACCUCUGAACCACAAAGCCCCUCCAGAUCAUCCGAAGCCCGGUUCAGAGACCGCCUGGAGAUUGGGCAACUCGAUUCUGAUAUUGCCUCUGCUGCUUCUUUGACUGCAUCGCCCGGCUUACCUGUCUUUCACCCAGGCAGGGCCGUGAACCCUAGGGACUUGAUGUUGGAUGAGCCAAUAGUUGACAAAAGGGUCAACGGUAUCUCUGUUGCGAAAGGAGAAACAUAUCCGUCUGAAGACCUACCCGUCUUGGAAUUAUGUGAGGAAGAUGUCAUCAUAGAUGAUCAGCCAGCUGAUGGUUACUUUGACGAGGCUUUCGCAGCAAUCCUGGAGGACCGUCGCUCUGCGUGUAUGAGGACAGUCGAGCAGGAACGCUUCGACCCCGUAGACUCGAUCGCGCGGAUCAGAGUACCCCCCAUGGGGUUUAUGAUUCCUCCACCUCUGUGGAAGCAGCAUACGCAGGGGAGCCGACAGAUGUUUGAGUGGGUUCUGAACGACGCUGCCUGGGUACAGUCGGCUCAAUAUCACCCAAUGUCCAAAGAUUACGACUCGAUGCUCGGAUGGGCACCAUUCGCGCCGACUGCAGGUGCUCGACGAAAAGAGGUAACAUUACCUCCGGCCCACGAGGCAGACAUCUCGCUCACGCCUACGACGGGCCUUAUCGUCACCACUCUGCUCAAAGUAAAACAGCGAUCACUGCCCAACGCCAAAGCCCUCCCUCAGCUGCGGGAACGAGUGCUCGGGGUCUCACGAAAGUACGAGUCCCUCAUUGUCUUGGUGUCGGAGGGCAACACAGCUGGCGAGUAUGCCAAUGACCACCCGUCGUCGGACAUGAAGGCAUACGCCGAGUUUGUGCGGUUCGCCUCUGCUCUGCAGGCUGGGGUCACCGUGCACUUGGUUCCCGGAGCUGAGGGCAUCCUGGCCAAGUGGGUGCUCAAGUUCAUGUGCGAGCACUCUCCUCGCAAUCGCGAGGUUUCCAUGUUUAUCCAAGCACAGGAAACAUCAUGGGAGAUAUACUUCCGCCGAGGUGGCAUGAACGUGCUGGCAGCUCAGGUCACGGCGGGAGUACUUCAUCAGAGAAUGGGCAAUCAAGGACUGGCUGAUUUUGUGGCCAUGUCCGUAGAGCAGCGAAUAGCCACGUACGGGUCGUUUUUGGGCGGGCCAAAGCUGUUGGCGAAAUUCAGUAACACGCUAGAUCAAUCAUGUGAGUGA
Emericellopsis cladophorae is the source of this 1902-nucleotide messenger RNA. RefSeq lists its product as uncharacterized. The record is from RefSeq and is a predicted model, not a curated record. Lineage: Eukaryota; Fungi; Ascomycota; Sordariomycetes; Hypocreales; Bionectriaceae. The transcript has 3 exons. The coding region runs from base 1 to 1902 and encodes 633 amino acids.